Molecule: messenger RNA, 4087 nt
Organism: Culex quinquefasciatus (southern house mosquito)
Lineage: Eukaryota; Metazoa; Arthropoda; Insecta; Diptera; Culicidae
Gene: ETHR
Product: growth hormone secretagogue receptor type 1
Exons: 4
Coding region: 383-2026 (547 amino acids)
Biological process (GO): G protein-coupled receptor signaling pathway
Cellular component (GO): plasma membrane
Molecular function (GO): thyrotropin-releasing hormone receptor activity
Source: RefSeq, a predicted model, not a curated record
CCUACGAGAAGAACUGAUUUCGCACGGUGAACCACCGCAAGUUUCGCUAGGCCACGUAUUCGGUGGUGAUGAUGCCGCCGUGUUCCUUCCGAGUGUCCUGGCGAACGCAACGGCCGCAAAAACGACGACCCCGGGACUACUGAGCGCACUCAGUGAAUCCGUUGCAGCCGGCUACUUGAGCGUAACGGGCGGUGUAGACCACGAGCAGCAGCAGCUCGGAUCAUCCGUGACGGAUGGCCUCACGACCGCUGCAGACUUGGGCAGCAGAAUCGGUCGAUUGGUGUUGAACGCCAGUGUCACCACCGGCCAGGGCUUUGAAGAUGAGUUCUUCAAUGGCAGUGGCAGCAGCAGCACCAGCAGCUUCAACGAGUCACUCAACGACAUGCCACAGAUUCCGGAGUACAUCCGGGCGACCUCGAUGGUGUUCUGCAUUAUCAUCAUGUGUUUGGGUGUCAUCGGAAACAUUAUGGUGCCCAUUGUCAUCCUCAAGACGAAAGACAUGCGCAACUCGACCAAUAUCUUCCUAACGAACCUAAGUAUCGCGGAUCUGCUAGUGCUGCUCGUCUGUACGCCAACGGUUCUGGUGGAAGUAAACUCACCACCCGAAGUAUGGGUACUGGGAGAGGAAAUGUGCAAAGCGGUCCCAUUUGUGGAGCUGACGGUGGCCCACGCGAGUGUCCUGACGAUCCUGGCGAUAUCCUUCGAGCGGUACUACGCCAUCUGUGAGCCACUGAAGGCCGGCUACGUGUGCACCAAGACACGGGCGUUGCUGAUCUGCCUGGCCGCGUGGACCGUGGCGGCCAUCUUGACGAGUCCCAUCUUAUUGUUUGCGGAGUACAGCUUCGAGGAGUACCCGGAUGGGAGCCGGGCCGCCGUCUGUCUGACCAAGGCGUCCAACGUGUGGACAAUCACGUUUUUCCUGAUGACCAUUUCGCUCUUCUUCCUGUUGCCACUGAUCAUCCUGAUAGUGUUGUACGCCAUAAUUGCCAAGAACCUGAUUGCGAGCAACAACUCGCGGAUGAAGAUCCGACUUAGCAAACCGGAACUAAGCUACAAGGCUCGAAAGCAGGUGGUCCUCAUGUUGGGUGCCGUCGUGCUCGCAUUCUUCACCUGUUUGCUCCCGUUUCGGAUGCUGAUGCUGUGGAUCAUCAUCGUGUCCGAAGAAACAUUCCAAAAGCUAGCCGUAGAAAAGUACUACAAUCUAUUGUAUUUUAGCCGUAUAAUGUUCUACCUCAACUCAGCCGUGAACCCGAUCCUGUACAACCUGAUGUCGUCCAAGUUCCGGAAGGGCUUCCUGCGGCUGUGCCGCUGCACACGCCUCUGGACCCGCUCUGGUCGACGCGGUGGCAAGGUACGGGGCCGAUCAGCCACGUUCACGACCACCACAAACUCUUCGUAUCUCACGAGCUCAUCGAUCCGGAAGAGCAGUGAGAAAUACACAUUAUCGUUGGACGAUUUACGCUUCCAGCAGCAGCAACAGGACCAACCACAAAGGGUCCAACCGAAUGGGCUCCUGCUGGCAGCAUCGGAUACAUCUCCCAAACCCACCCCAUCGGCCACCAACAGUGACGACGAGGAACCCUUUCAGUUAAGCCGAUUCUAUCGGAUGAACCUACUCCGGCAGUAUUCCACCCCACUGCUGACGACGGGAACCACAUCACCGACCCCGACAACGACGACGACGACGAUGACGACAGCCAUCGUCCCGACAGGGAUCAAUAACAACAAAUCAGUCGAAAGUGCGGUCAAGCGUCCCUUUAACGUGACCUUCAUGGAGACGGCCGUCGAAAAGAGCAACGGGUCCAACGAACUACGACCACUGGAUGGGAAUACCGGCAGCAGUAGCAGUAGUGGCAAUAAUAUGCUAAAUCCCUGGAAAUUGAAACUCAACCGACGGCCAGCGAUGAUGGUUCUGACCGCCAAGCAAAUGUCGUUGGAUGAAAGUUUGCUGGGUCCGAGGAAGCAGCAUCCGAAUCUGGCGAUGAUGACCAUUGUGGCUGGAGAGGGAAGCUCGAACGAUGUAUGAGAGGUUUGAAAAAUGUUAAAAUUAUGGUGGACAGACGAAUUCAAAUAUCACUGGUGGAUUGUUAAAGUCUCAAUAGAUUUGUUUGCUGUUCUACAUUGUCAAGUUGUAGUUUGUAUUUGAAUAAUUAACCAUUUUAAAUAUUUGAUGUGCCAUGAUGUUUUUCAUGAUUCAACUAGCCUCCCCUUCCCUCUAAAGUAAUCAAGGGCGGUUUCUAACUGUACGGAUAGAAAUCCUGUAAGCAAAUCCAAUAACUCUGUAUCGUCGAAUUUGACAACAUUGAAAUAUUACCAAAAUCGUCAACAUACUUUUCGAUUUUGAUUUUGAAAACAUUUGCAACGAAAUCGAAAUAAAUGUUGACGAUUUUGGAAACAAUUCAAUGUUUUUAAAUUUGACGACACAGAGUUACCGGAUUUGCUAACAGGAUUUCUAGCCGUGUACUUAGUCUAAAUAGUUACUUAAAAAAAUAAUUUGUCAUUUGUAGGUAAGGAACACUGUGAAAAAAUGUUGACAGUUUUGUGCCAGAAAAAUGUGUAAUAUUCCCUCGAAAUAUCCGUAAAUUUACAUCUUUUCAUGUGUAAAUGCACUUUUCUAUAUCGAUGCCUCUGUACUCUCUUGUACUAUGCUUGGUGGGAUUCCUAUCUAGUGAGCCCAAAGGCAUCGAAAAAGAGAUAAGGUAAGAACCUAACUGAGAAAAAUGUUAAAAACAAUCUUUUCGAUCAAAAGUGUGAUAACUUUUUUCAAUUACCACCAUUCGUUUUAUCAAGAUUUUUUCCGAUCAAAUCUUGACACGGCUGUCACUGCGAUUGCUCCCACGCUCCAUAGUAUUCAAUUUAGCUCCUAUCAAACAAAUCACAGUCAAUCAGCAUCACGUAAUCUCGCUAAGCAUUCCAUAAGACCAUCAUCACCAAACCCGAUUAUCGAUUGGCACAGCAUCCCUUUCUUAUCCAGAGGAAAAGAGAUUUCCCUUUAACAUCUCCACUUCUCUGCAGAAGCCGGGUUGCAGUGUGUGCGCGUAUUCUACUUAUUAUCAUCAUCAGGGAGUCCGUCACCCGCCACCCACAAAAGACCAAUGUCAAAGUUGAGCUGAGCUGAUCUGAGCCCAAGCUACUCUCCUCAGACAGUUGGUGGAAAUCGUUCAUUUACUGAUGGUAACAGGGCUGAUUCGAUUAUCUGGAAUCUUAGUCAUUCGGAUUUUUUUCAGCUAUCCAUUCAGAACGAUGUUAUUUUAAUACCUUGUCUAAAUGUAUGCCUAAAUAAAUUCUUGAAUUGAAAAUUUGACAUGAAACAUGAAGUAAUUGAAAGUGUCGAGAUAAUUGAGGCUACACUGUGCCAUCAAAUCGGUGAAAAUCACUCUUUCUCUUUGUGGCUCCCACAAUCGAACUGCGGCGAGACGAAACGCGUUGAGGCACUUAACAUCCAGCUGUGAAGAAAUAAUUGAAUUUCUCUGUUCUAUGACUAGUUUUUUUGUUGUAUUCCACCACAAGUUCUUCAAAGUCAGUCCAUCGUUUCCGCUCCUUGCUGCUCAAUGCUUCCUGUUUCCUUUCCUUGCAAGGGUGAAAUUAAUCUAAUUCAACCUCCUCUUGUGUACUCACUGUUGUGUGUGUGCAUAAUCUUUUGUGUGACAGGAUUGUGGUAGUAAAGAAAAACUACUCCCUCAGCUGAAGUAGCUAUUUAACUUUAUCGAUCCUAAUAAAAAAUGUGAAGAUCGAGCAUUCCUCCCAGGCCAAAACACGUUUAACUACUGGACUUGCGGUUGUUGGUUGGAUGAUAAAAAGACAAACUAUUCUACUCUUCGCCAAGUUCAGGAGCAGACAAAGUAAAGGAAAACAAACUCGAAAGUAUUAUUAAUGUUAAGAGUACACAUCAAAUUUAGAGCUUAUCACAAAUAUUUCAUUGGAACAACGCAAAUCUAUUUGUUAAUUCGAUGUAGUUCGAGUAGUAAAUUAUUAUCCACUUUAUGUGAACGUUACCAAUUACCAGCUAGCUUUAACAAAUGUAACAGUUCAUUAAUUUAUUAUGUUAAGUAUAAUUUGUUGAAAUAAAUAUAAUAUUAUGAUAUCA